Vicia villosa (hairy vetch) is the source of this 1234-nucleotide messenger RNA. RefSeq lists its product as uncharacterized. Lineage: Eukaryota; Viridiplantae; Streptophyta; Magnoliopsida; Fabales; Fabaceae. The transcript has a single exon. Bases 234 to 974 code for a protein of 246 amino acids. The record is from RefSeq and is a predicted model, not a curated record.
AUUUUUCUCAGCCAUUACUUUUGAACGCGUCAUCACUAAAACAACCAUCUUUCUCAAUUUCUCUCUUUAUGUUAUCUGUGUUCUACUUCUUCUCUUUCACAUUCUUCUUCUUUUAUCUUGAUUAAAAAAAUCGAUUAAUCAAAUCGAAGCUUCACAAAUUCACUUACCUUUUCCCGUUUUCUCAUUCUCUUCUUCCUCUGAGUGUUGUUCUAGGUUUUCUCCGGCCAUCCUCCAUGGCGACGUCGUCUAUACGCAUUGCCUGUGGCGGAAACAACCGUUUCACCGCCGGGGUUGGUGGUGUUAAUAAGAGGUGUGAUAUUUGUUCUGUCGCGAUCGGUGAUUGGAGUCGAUCAACGGUGAUGAAGGGGAGGAUGAGGAUGUCAACGGUGGCGACGGCGACGGCGAGCGGACAUGAGAAUGGAAUGAUAAUGGAGCAACAGAGGAAGCGUGGAGGAGGGAAGAACGACGCUGUUCAGGCUCAGGAGAGGCUUGAUCGGUGGAUGAGGGAAUCGGUGGUGGAUAUUGUGAAGAAUUUAAGGGAUGCACCGUUGCUUGUGCAGGUUUUUUCAAAGAGGAAGGGUGAAACAGUGACGAUCGCGACGGAGACGGAGAAAACCGUUAUGGUGGAGGAUUGGGAGGCGGUGAAGGAGAGAUGGGAGGCGGGAGAGAGUCCGAUGCCGGAGGGAGUUAUAUUCGUGGAGGAGUUAGGUGAAGAUGAGGCGGCGGAGGAAGACGGUGGAAGGGGAUUACAAGAAAGAACGACGAAGGUGUGGGGGAUAGUGGUUCAAGGGAAAGGUGUUGGAUGUGGACCGGUUUGUUAUUUGCUGAAAACGAGCCGGGUCGGAGCAGGACCCGGUUCGGGAAUGGGUGUUUUCUCGACCCACUUUUGUUUGGUUAGAGUGAAGAGUUUUAGGGAAACUGCACAGUCUCAACUUAAGAAUAGUUGGCUUUUACAGAGUCAAUGGCUUCAAUGAUGCAGAUUAUGGAUAUUCAGUGUUGUACAGUUUUGUAUGCAAUUUUUUCUAAUUGCUACAAUUACCAAUUGAGUACUGUGUAUCAAUGGUGUGGAUCUGUAUAGGGCUAAAGCCAUUAUCAUUAGCAACUAAUUCGGUUGAUUAAUCGAUCAAACUCUGAAAAGGGCACUUGUUUCUUGGGGAUUUUUACUUAAUUGAAUUAUUUGCUGUAAUUAUUGAUCAUUAAGGGAUCUCAUUCAAUACUCUUUCCGUUUGCUUUA